Messenger RNA from Mesorhabditis spiculigera, 354 nucleotides. The record is from the annotation of a GenBank genome assembly. Lineage: Eukaryota; Metazoa; Nematoda; Chromadorea; Rhabditida; Rhabditidae.
AUGUCGAUCGACUCGAUCCCGCGCGAUCUCCGAGGGCUGCGGGCGUGUCUACUUUGCUCGAUGGUCAAGAGCAUCGACCAAUUCGAGGACACUGGCUGCGACAACUGCGAAAGCUAUCUGCACAUGAAGGGCGAUUCCGCAAAGGUGCUCGACUGUACGAGCGCAAACUUCGACGGCAUGAUCUCGGCGCUGGACCCGGAGAAUUCGUGGGUGUGCAAGUGGCAGAAGAUCAACCGCAAAGUGAAGGGGAUGUAUGCAGUGUCGGUCUCGGGCAGCCUGCCCUCCUCAAUUGUCCAAGAGCUCAAAUCGAUCGGCGUGACCUAUCGGCCCCGUAUGAGGGACACAACGACCAAA